AUGAGCCUAGGACCUUCCCGGACAGCGGUGAAGUACCGGCAACCAGACAACCAGGAAAGGACAUCAGAUGUCCAUGGCGACACUCCGCCACCCUCUGACCCACCGCCCCCGAUGCCCAAUGACCUGGCCGUGGAGACUCUAAUAGCUCGCCGUCUCCGUUUUGCCCAGAACCCAACUCCAUCCCUCCAAUUCCCGGUCCGUGAGGUCCGAAAUCAACUGCGGGUUGCCGAUGAUGGGACCGUCCAUCAGGGACCACUGUGCAGGGGCUGCCGGUCGGCUGGCCUGGGCGUGCUGCUGGCGCUGGCGGCCAUGCUCCUGGCGGCCAGCUGGGCCAGUGAGUAUGACUACAUGAGCUUCCAGUCGGACAUCGGCUUGUACCCGAGUGGCCACUUCUAUGCCAAGCCGCCGCAGUGCAUGGACAUCCCUGUGGACCUGUGGUUGUGCCACAAUGUGGGCUAUAAGAGGGUGGUGCUACCCAACCUUCUGGGGCAGGAGAUCAUGGCUGAGAUGAAGCAGCAGGCCAGCAGCUGGAUGCCCCUGCUCAACAAGAACUGCCACAUGGGCAUGCAGGUCUUCCUCUGCUCACUCUUCACGCCCGUCUGCCUUGACCAGCCCAUCUACCCAUGCCGCUGGCUCUGUGAGGCAUGUAAGCCCGUCAUGCAGUUCUUCGGCUUCUACUGGCCUGAGAUGCUCAAAUGCGACAAAUUCCCCAAGGGGGAUGUCUGCAUCACCAUGACCCUACCCAAUGCCACUGAAGCCUGA
Propithecus coquereli (Coquerel's sifaka) is the source of this 762-nucleotide messenger RNA. Its product is annotated as secreted frizzled-related protein 1-like. The record is from RefSeq and is a predicted model, not a curated record. Gene Ontology annotation, molecular function: Wnt-protein binding. Gene Ontology annotation, biological process: negative regulation of canonical Wnt signaling pathway; canonical Wnt signaling pathway; non-canonical Wnt signaling pathway. NCBI's taxonomy places the organism in Eukaryota, Metazoa, Chordata, Mammalia, Primates, Indriidae.